Strongylocentrotus purpuratus (purple sea urchin) is the source of this 1748-nucleotide messenger RNA. RefSeq names its product heparan sulfate glucosamine 3-O-sulfotransferase 5-like. The record is from RefSeq and is a predicted model, not a curated record. Gene Ontology annotation, molecular function: [heparan sulfate]-glucosamine 3-sulfotransferase activity. The coding region runs from base 382 to 1530 and encodes 382 amino acids. Lineage: Eukaryota; Metazoa; Echinodermata; Echinoidea; Camarodonta; Strongylocentrotidae. The transcript has 2 exons.
UGUAAGUCUAGUGUCAAACUUUGCUUACAGCUGCAUCGACAUGAUUGUGUACAGUCUAUGCGAUAUUGUGUGGUGUGUAUAUUUGUGUAUAGACUUCUAGGUCCCUGCCUUACAGCAUGUAUGCAGUGCUAGUCUAGAGGUCAAUACGCUUUAGCAUUGACUCUCUAUGCUUUGCUGGAGUGGUCGAGAGGUGGUGCGACGUCAACGGGGCAGUAUAUCUCUGCCAAACGGAUCUACGGCGAAAUUGGUACCGUACUAGGAAAACCUACCAGCAGAAGGUAUCCUGACAAGAUAAGCUGUUGGAAGGAUUCGACAGCGCACGGGUUUCGUUACAAUAUCAUUAUUGUCAUCUGUAUCAAGAGAAUCCAUUGCGACUACACCAUGAAGUGGAAGUGUCUAUCCCCCAGAUCGUCGGUGGCAGCCAUCUUUAUCUGCUUCAUACCAAUUUUGAUUUUCAUCUUCGAUUUAAGUGGCAACAGUCGACAAGGAGAGCAGUCACUGGGAAAUCCAGCUCACCGUGUUUCAGGUUCUCGCCAUGUUUCACAGUUGACCCUGAACAGUUCACAACCUCCUUUCACUCUCUUUCAGAGCAGAUGGAGCUGCAAAAGUGAGAGAGCAAUCAAGACAAGAAACCUGGAUUGCAAACGCCGGUUGCCUGAUGUGAUCGGUAUAGGUGCAAAGAAAUGUGGAACCGGUGCGCUCGAAUUCUUUCUUUCCGGUCACCCAGCUCUUUACACAAAGGCUGACACUCCUGAGAGGCCUCGAGAGGCCCAUCAAUGGGAUCGGCAGCCGACGAGGAGUGUCGAGGAAUAUCGACAACUGAUGCCCAGAACUUCACAGUAUCAAUUUACCAUGGAGAAAACGCCAGCGUACUUUGUUGGAGACGACAUACCUGCCGCGAUAGCGCGGGACGUUUCACGCGAUGUCAAACUCUUGCUUAUCCUGCGAGACCCCGUAAAACGCGCCAUUUCUGACUAUACUCAUGUCUUGGACGUGUUCCCGAAAAAAAUGGCGCGUAGACAACGAAACGGCACCAGGAAACGGGGAAGAGUACUAAAGUACCCUCAAGCCAACAUAUCUUACGUCAUAGAAGACACAUUUGAAAAGAGCGUAAUAAACGAAGACGGUACAGUGAACGACAAUAAUGCCAUUAUCUUUACAGGGUUGUACUCACGCCAUCUCCGUAAUUGGUUCGAGAUUUUCCCUCGCGAACAGAUACUUAUACUGGAUGGUGAUUUGUUUUCUAAGAAUCCACUACCUCAACUCCAAGCCACCGAAUCGUUCUUGGGGCUGCCAAAAUAUUUCGACGCCAACAAGAUAUACUUUGACGAAGCAAAAGGAUUUUUCUGUCUGGCAAUGCCUUUUAAGCUCUGCAUGGGAAAAGGUAAAGGCAGAAAGCAUCCUGAAGUGGAAAGAGAAACUUUUAAGAAAUUGUACAAAUUUUACGAACCAUAUGAUAAAGAGCUUGAGAUUCUAACGGGAAGGAAAUUUUCAUGGAUGAAUCUCAACAAUGAUGAAGUCACUGGUUGAUAAUAAACUUUUGAAUAUUUCAGAUUGCAAGAAGCUUGAUAAAAUGAUAUAUUCAUGUAUAUUUAUAUAUUUAAUCGUUUAUUCAUCCAUUUAUUUAUUUAGUCUUAUUUGACCAGGGUGGUUUCACCAGUGACAUCGACACUGCUUACAAAAAUUCCCUACAAAUUAACAAAUUAUGGACAAUAUAAUACAAGAUAUUAACUUUAUAAACAAAAUUU